Molecule: messenger RNA, 2648 nt
Organism: Ziziphus jujuba (common jujube)
Lineage: Eukaryota; Viridiplantae; Streptophyta; Magnoliopsida; Rosales; Rhamnaceae
Product: KH domain-containing protein At4g18375
Exons: 8
Coding region: 354-2231 (625 amino acids)
Biological process (GO): regulation of gene expression
Cellular component (GO): cytoplasm; nucleus
Molecular function (GO): mRNA binding
Source: RefSeq, a predicted model, not a curated record
CAAAACGUAUUUUUACAUUUAACGAACAAAGAAGGAAAUUUACUGCGAAGGGCUUAACACUCAUAGUUCUUUCUUUCUCUGUAUGUUUAUCUCUGCAAUUUGUUUCCGUCUCUGCUCUAGGGUUGGUACACUGUCCCUUCUUCUUGUUGUCUUCAAUUUUCCUUCACAGUCUCUUAGCUUUCCUCAUCUUCUCUUUCUUGGGUCCCCAUGUAAUCUGAUUGAUGAUUAGGUUUUGACUAAGGUACUUGUUUUUCUGUUUCUUGGGUAUUACUUCUGCUUGCUCUUUGUUGGGUCCCCAUGUAAUCUGAUUGAUGAUUAGGUUUUGACUAAGGAGGCAAAACUAGUUGCCAGUAAUGGGUGAAACUGGCAAGCGUGGUCGGUCACACAGAGACCACGAUGGGGACUACAAGAAUCAGAAGAGGCGGGUCAAUGAUAGAGAUGAAAGGGGUGGUGGAGAUGAAUUGGUGGUUUACCGGAUACUAUGUCCAGAUGGUGUUAUUGGAAGUGUCAUUGGUAAGAGUGGGAAGGUGAUAAAUUCAAUAAGGCAAGAGACAAGGGCAAAGAUCAAGGUUGUGGAUCCGUUUCCGGGUUCCAAAGAUCGGGUUAUAAUAAUUUAUUCCUAUGUUAAGGAGAAAGAUGAAGUUGAGGUUGAUGAUGAGUUCAAUGAUAGACAGCCUUUGUGUGCUGCACAGGAUGCCCUUCUCAGGGUCCAUGCUGCUAUUGCCAAUGCUGUGGCUUCUACUGGAGACUCUGAGAAGAAAAGGAGGGAUAAAGAAGAAUGUCAAAUUCUUGUUCCAUCUAGCCAGUCUGCCAACAUAAUUGGUAAGGCUGGGGCCACCAUUAAGAGACUGAGAAGCAAGACAAGGACAAUCAUUAAAAUUACUGCAAAGGAUGCCUCUGACCCGACGCAUUCAUGUGCUAUGGACUUUGACAAUUUUCUCCUGAUAACUGGUGAACCUGAAGCAGUGAAAAGAGCAUUAUUUGCAGUUUCUGCAAUUAUGUACAAGUUCACUCCAAGGGAGGAGAUUCCUCUUGAGACAACUAUUCCAGAAGCCCCGCCAAGCAUAAUUAUCCCUUCAGAUGUCCCACUCUAUCCACCGAGUGGGCUAUACCCUAGUGCAGAUUCCAUUCUCCCUUCAAGAUCUGUCCCUCCAAUCCUAGGUGCUACACAUGUACAGGAUCUCCAAGGAUAUGCAGAUACUGCAAAUGCAUGGCCUUUAUAUUCAUCUUCUCUUCCUGUAGUUUCUGGUUUCAGUGGUGCCUCUCGAUCAGAGGAGUUAGUUGUGAGAGUAUUGUGUCCCUUUGAUAAGAUUGGCCGUGUAAUCAGCAGGGGUGGGGGCACCAUUAAAAGUAUAAGGCAAGCUAGUGGUGCUCGUGUUGAAGUUGAUGAUACAAGGGAUGAUCGUGAUGAGUGUAUCAUUACUGUCACGUCAACAGAGUCUCCCGAUGACCUGAAAUCCAUGGCAGUGGAAGCUGUUUUGUUGCUGCAAGAUAAGAUAAAUGAUGAAGAUGAUGACACUGUUACUAUGCGACUUCUUGUUCCAUCUAAAGUUAUAGGAUGUAUCAUUGGAAAAAGUGGUUCAAUUAUUAAUGAAAUUCGUAAGAGAACUAAAGCUGAUGUCCGUAUUUCAAAAGGUGAGAAGCCAAAGUGUGCUGAUAUCAAUGAUGAACUUGUUGAGAUGGUAGGAGACAAUGGUAAUGUCAGAGAUGCGCUUGUUCAGAUUGUAUUGAGGCUCAGAGAUGAUGCAUUAAAAGAUAGAGAUGGUGGUCGUAACCUCUCUUUGGGUGCUGAAUCUCUUUAUUCUGGUGGCACUGCUCUUUCUAUGCCAUCUGUGCUGACCUCUGUUCCUCCAGUUGCUUCACUAGGUUAUGAUCAAAGGGCUGAAAGUGGAAGUGGCUUGGGCAUGAUUUCGUCAAGUAGUCUUUAUGGAUAUGGGUCUUUGUCGAUGGGAGAAAAUGGCUAUGGAUCUAUGUCAUCUUACUCGUCUAAGCUCUAUGGAGGGUUGCCCCCUUCUUCAACAGUUGAGAUGCUGAUUCCUGCCAAUGCAGUGGGUAAAGUGAUGGGCAAAGGAGGGGCAAAUAUAGCCAAUAUUCGGAAGAUAUCCGGUGCAGUUGUAGAAAUAUCUGAGUCCAAAUCUUCCCGUGGAGAACGUAUUGCUCAUAUAUCUGGAACACCUGAACAGAAGCGCACAGCAGAAAACUUGAUUCAGGCAUUUAUAAUGGCCCCAUAAGGUUUUAAGGAUACUUAUUGAUGUUCAAAGCUGAAUAGUUAAAAUCUUGGUCAUUUCGCUCUCAUGUUUCCUCUCCUUUGCUCGUUUAGGUUUUUGGUUCAGGAGAGGACUUCUGUCUAGUCUAGGCUUAUUCAAUUGGACUUCUGAUCCUUACGUAGUAGUGAUAUCAGAGACAUGAAGGUGGAUUCACUGCUUGCUUAAUGUUUAGGGGAUACAGGUUUCCGCUUUUAUCUCUUAGUCGAUUCUUAUCCAGCACUAUCUUCAAACUUGGUCAGGAACUUAUAGUUCUUUCACUCCAUUCGCAUUUGCUUUAUCUGAUCUUAUCUUUGCCUAGUGUAGAGUCCAACUUUUCCAAAGAUGUCGAAAGGAAAAAUUUAUUCAGCAAUCUUAUAAUAUAUGUAUGGUAUAUUCUGUCCA